Calliphora vicina (urban bluebottle blowfly) is the source of this 2625-nucleotide messenger RNA. It is a transcript of the gene GlnRS, whose product is annotated as Glutaminyl-tRNA synthetase. The transcript is spliced from 2 exons. NCBI's taxonomy places the organism in Eukaryota, Metazoa, Arthropoda, Insecta, Diptera, Calliphoridae. The coding region runs from base 143 to 2479 and encodes 778 amino acids. Gene Ontology annotation, biological process: glutaminyl-tRNA aminoacylation; translation. Gene Ontology annotation, molecular function: ATP binding; glutamine-tRNA ligase activity. Gene Ontology annotation, cellular component: cytoplasm; cytosol; aminoacyl-tRNA synthetase multienzyme complex. The record is from RefSeq and is a predicted model, not a curated record.
AUUGGCCACAUUGCGGUAUUUGUUGUUGCUUUCCGUACAUUGUUGCAGGCCGAAAUAAAAUAAUUUCAUCAGCAGGCACAUUCUUUUGUAAUUUAAACUAUUAUUUACACAAUUUACGACUUAAGCACAGUCUAGUGGAAAAAUGACUGAAGAAUUGGUGGUUAAAUUUCAAGCUCUUGGCAUGAGCGAACAAAAAGCCAAAGAGACGGCUAAAAAUGCAAAUGUUAGUAAAAAUCUACAAUUGGCCUUGGACCAUUGCAAAGAUGCUGUAUUGGGAGAAGGUGUAGGUAUGCUGCUGUACCAUAUGGCAACUAAAAUUAAACCACAAAGUGCCGAACAUUUACCUUUGCUGGUAAAUUAUAUUGUGGAGAAAAAAUUGGAUUCUACCAUGAGAGUGGAUGCUGCUUUGGAGUAUUUACUCAAGCAAGUGCAGAAGAAGGGACAAGCUAUUAAUUUGAAAGAAUUGGAUAAGGAGUGUGGCGUAGGUGUUGUGGUGACACCCGAAGAAAUUGAGAAGAUAGUACAGCAACAGGUGGCGAAAUAUAAGGAUGCGUUGCUGGAACAACGUUAUCAUUUCAAUGCCUUCAAAAUCAUGCAAGAGGUGAGAGAACAAUUAAAAUGGGCUGAUGCUAAGAGUGUUAAGGCAGCUAUAGAUGUGGAAAUUUUUGAUUUGUUGGGUCCCAAAACUGAAGAAGAUAUGAAACCAUUAGCUAAGGGUGAUAAGAAAAAGGAAAAACCCAAAGCAGCUGAAAAACAAGACAAUAAGUCGGCCAAUAGCAAAAAGGAAGAAGCAAGCACUGAUGGAGCUCAGACCAUAGCUGAAUUAAUGAAAACUAAAGUUCAUUUUCAUGCCCCAGGUGAGAAUUAUAAGACAGAUGGCUAUGUGGUCACCGACAACACCGAACGUUUACUUAAGGAACAUUUGAAGGCAACUGGAGCUAGAGUACACACACGUUUUCCUCCAGAACCUAAUGGCAUUUUGCAUAUUGGUCAUGCCAAGGCCAUUAAUAUCAAUUUCGGUUAUGCUGCCGCCCACAAUGGCGUCUGUUAUUUGCGUUACGAUGAUACUAAUCCCGAAAAGGAGGAGGAAAAGUUCUUCGUGGGCAUUAGAGACAUGGUAGAAUGGUUGGGCUACAAACCUUACAAAAUCACUCACUCUUCCGAUAAUUUCCAACAAUUAUAUGAAUGGGCUGUAGUAUUGAUACGCAAAGGUUUGGCCUAUGUAUGCCAUCAGACAGCUGAUGAAAUGAAGGGUUUCAAUCCCAAACCUAGUGAGUGGCGCGAUCGUCCUAUCGAAGAGUCCUUGCAACUUUUCGAAGACAUGAAAAAUGGUAAAAUUGAUGAAGGUGCAGCUACCUUGAGAUUAAAAGUAACCUUAGAAGAGGGUAAAGUAGACCCCGUAGCUUAUCGCAUUAAAUUUAUACCUCAUCAUCGUACAGGCAACAAAUGGUGUAUAUACCCCACCUACGAUUACACUCACUGUCUGUGUGAUUCCUUGGAAAAUAUUACACAUUCUUUGUGUACCAAAGAAUUCCAGUCGAGAAGAUCUUCCUACUAUUGGCUGUGCAAUGCCUUGGAUAUCUACUGUCCGGUACAGUGGGAAUACGGUCGCUUGAAUAUGAAUUAUGCUCUGGUAUCAAAGCGUAAAAUUGCUAAAUUGAUUACCGAGAAAAUUGUUAAUGACUGGGAUGAUCCUCGUUUGUUUACCUUGACCGCUUUAAGAAGACGUGGUUUCCCCGCCGAAGCAAUCAACAAUUUCUGUGCUCAAAUGGGUGUUACUGGCGCACAAAUUUCUGUGGAUCCUACUAUGUUGGAAGCGUCCGUAAGAGAUGUUCUUAAUGUGAGUGCCCCCCGUAGAUUGGUGGUAUUGGAACCUUUAAAAAUAACCCUAGAAAAUUAUCCUCAUGCUGGUCCGGUAGAAAUUGAAGUACCUAAUUUCCCACAAAAUCCUGAAUUGGGUAGUCACAAAAUCACCUUAGAUCGUGUGGUGUACAUAGAACAAAGUGAUUUUAAACAGGAAUCAGAAAAGGGCUACCGUCGUUUGGCUCCUGGCCAGACUGUUGGCUUGAGACAUGCCAAUCUCGUAUUGUCUCUGAAAGAAGUUAAAAAGGAUGCUGCCGGUCAUGUAACCGAACUUGUUUGCGAAUGCCAGUCUACGGAUACGGCUGAAAAACCAAAAGCCUUUAUACAAUGGGUGUCUCAGCCCAUACAAAUCGAAGUCCGCCUAUAUGAAUUGCUAUUUAAACACAAAAACCCUGAAGAUCCUAACGAAGUGCCUGCAGGCUUUUUAUCAGACAUUAAAUCGGACUCUAAAACUGUAUUACAAUCGUAUGCUGAUCGCUCUUUGUUGGAGUGCAAAGUAUACGAUAAAUUCCAGUUUGAGCGUAUUGGUUUCUUCUCGGUAGAUCCGGAUACUACUAAGGAAAAGGUGGUUUUUAACCGUACAGUGGGUCUGAAGGAAGAUGCUGGUAAGAAGUAAACAAUUAAAUUGUUUACUUAUCCUCAAGAAGCAACAUAUGAUGAACGAAUUGUUGAGAAACAAAAAAAGCUUUAGCGUUAAAAUUAGUGUUGAAUAACUUUACACACAUUUUUAUAACGAAUAAACAUUUGAUAUAUUAAUUGGAA